Messenger RNA from Notolabrus celidotus (New Zealand spotty), 1522 nucleotides. RefSeq lists its product as uncharacterized. The record is from RefSeq and is a predicted model, not a curated record. Bases 298 to 810 code for a protein of 170 amino acids. NCBI's taxonomy places the organism in Eukaryota, Metazoa, Chordata, Actinopteri, Labriformes, Labridae. The transcript has 6 exons. Gene Ontology annotation, molecular function: small molecule binding.
CCUUUUGUUUUUACAGUGCUAACAAAUGGAAAGCUGGAGAAUGAAACUGCGUUAAUAAACAACACGCUUUCCAAAGCUAAAUGAAGUACGACAGACAGUAUAACCCCGGACUAUCAAUCAUUCAGAUUAUGUCUUUUCUCUACAUGUUUCUCUCACUUUCUGUCUAUUCACCUGUCACAUUUGAUUAAAUUCAGUCCUGGCAGAGCUGAAAGUAUAGCUUGUGGCUUUGAAACUUUCCACGUGUCGUGUGAGGCUUCACUUGUUUGAACCCAUCUGAGCUCCAGGGUGCUGGGAGCCAUGCUCUGCUCCAUGAUGGUUUCUUCUGAAGUCACACCACAGGCGGACUUCAAUGCACAGGGGAUGGCAGGGAAGUGGUACCUGAUUGGAUUUUCCACCAAUGCCGAAUGGUUUGUCAGCCACAAAGCCAGCAUGAAGAUGGGCACAGCCAUGUUCACCCCAACUGGAGACGGGGACCUUGACAUUUCAUACGCCAGUCUGAACGCUGAUGGCACUUGCUUUAGACUGAACAACCUGGCCAAGAAGACUGGUACGCCUGGAAAGUUCACAUACUCAAGCUGGGACAAUCAGAACGACAUGCGCAUGGUUGAGGUGAAAUAUGACGAGUACGCCCUGGCUCACACCAUCAAGUCCAACGCCGGUGACAACACUGUUGUCAACAAACUAUACGGUCGUGGAGUCGACAUCGGAGCCGAUCUGAUGGAGAAGUUCAGGCAGUUCUCGUUGGAGACCGGCAUCCUGCCUGAAAAUAUCGCCAUCCUUCCAAGAAAUGGAGAAUGCCCAGCUGCCUAGUUGUUCCCUGAUCAGGCCACAAAUCCUGUUCGAAGAUCUUAAAGAUCUCAUUGUGAAUAUUCUUUAUCUAUCGAGGUCUCUGUCUUUGUUUUUUACUUUGAUCUUUUAUUUGUUGUAUUAAUAAUAAAGCUCCCAAUGGCACCGAACAUGACAGAAAGCCUGCUUUCACUGAGAAAUAUUUGAUCUGCCUUCACUAUGUUGAUUGUUUUUGGAACUUAUAUAAUGAUCUGCUGUCAAUAAUAAUGUGUUCGAUGCUGCUUUUUCUGCUUUAAUAGCUUUAGAAGUUUAAAGUUUCCUCAUCAUUUUGGUUGAAGUUGAAUAUUGUACCACAAUUGUGUCACAGACUGAUGCUUGUACAAAUUGUUCUCUGAGGAAUUCUAGUGAUGCUACAAUCCCCAUGAGUGGGUUUACAAUUAUUUUGUCUCCUACAGCAUCUCUGCCAUUUGUUUCAGACUUUUCCACUGAUCUACAGACAGUGGUAAUGCAACAAAAUGCAGCAGUGAUCUAUUAAAAGAAGAGUGAAGAUUGACUGCUAGCUAAUACCAGGCGGAGAAAGCUGCAGAUUUAAACCUCUUAAGAAUUUUAAACAUGGAAACUUUUUUUCCAGGUGUGACAUGGAUUUAGCAUUUUGUUUCUGGCAUUUGGGAACACAAAAAUGAAGCAAAUUUAAAGGAAAAAUUACUUUAAAAAAAGAGAACUCCAAAGUGGGAGA